AUGUUGAUUAACGGAGAGAAAUACGCCUGCGAUGCCUGCGUGCGAGGCCACCGCGUGAGCAACUGCCAUCACUCCGAUCGGCCUCUGCAACACAUCAACAAAAAGGGUCGCCCAGUGUCCCAAUGCAACCACUGCCGAUCCGCGCGCAAAGCGCGGUCUUCCCACGUCAAAUGCGACUGCGGCGAGAAGACCAGCAAGUGCGCGCACAUCCAGCCUGCGGUCGACGGUCAUACAUCCACAUGCUGCUGCAACCACGGCGGCCGAUGCAGUUGUGCGGGCAAGAAAGAGCCUACACUCGACACCGUCCCCGAGACAGAGUCGGACACGGAGGCUUGCAACCCUCUACAAUCGCGUCCCAAGAUUGCGGCCCGGCGUCGACGGGCUGCCACUGUUCACUCGUCAGCCGACAUGAUGAACUUUGACCAGAAUGGCAACAGGGUCUCUACGAGCAAAACGAGCCGCCCGUCCCACAAGACCGGCCCCUUCACUCUCAACCGCGUCAACUCAGCCAACAGUGCGGGCAGCCUCGGUGCCGCCUCGGAGGGCAUGGCAGAAGCCCACCGUGGCGCCGCACACCAGCGACGUGUUAAAUCCGAGGCGACAUCCCCCAUGCUUUCGGCCUCUGGCUUCCAGAUGAACGGUUCUGUUCCUCCGCUCGACCUAUCUGGGAUCGACUACCCGUCCUACGCGCACAGCGGCAAUGGUACCUUUGAGAUGUUUAGCUCGGGGUACUCGCCCGACAACGACGCAUCGUGCUUCAGCGCUGGCCUGCCCAGCACGGCUGCCUCGGUGGACUGGAGCCACUACGAUUUCCCCGACGGGUUCGGGCCAUCCAGCUAUAGCCAGGCAGGCACCAAUGGUUUUGGCAACUUUCCUGACUUUGCCAGCAACGCUGACCAGAUUCCCAAUCUGAUCAACACCACGUCCAACUCGGGCGAUGUCUCUGAAGUUGAGGACUUUAUGCCCGGCGCGGACAACGACUACAACGCGGCCCUCAUGCGUCACGACAUGAUGGGCAAUGCUGCCGACAUCAGCACGAUUGACUACACCAACUUCUACAGCAAGGAUGCAGACUUGACGCAGCAGACUGCGCCUGGCACUGGCAUGUCCAUGGUGGAAGACGACCCGGCUUUCUACUACCCCAACUACCACGAGAGUGUUGUGGAUGAGAAUACCGACCCCAUGGGUACACAGAUCGCCGCCUACAACAACUGGGAUGAAUUCUGA
Molecule: messenger RNA, 1227 nt
Organism: Emericellopsis cladophorae
Lineage: Eukaryota; Fungi; Ascomycota; Sordariomycetes; Hypocreales; Bionectriaceae
Product: Copper resistance protein-like protein
Exons: 2
Coding region: 1-1227 (408 amino acids)
Biological process (GO): intracellular copper ion homeostasis; positive regulation of transcription by RNA polymerase II; intracellular iron ion homeostasis
Cellular component (GO): nucleus
Molecular function (GO): DNA-binding transcription factor activity, RNA polymerase II-specific; RNA polymerase II cis-regulatory region sequence-specific DNA binding; copper ion binding
Source: RefSeq, a predicted model, not a curated record